Podospora anserina S mat+ is the source of this 594-nucleotide messenger RNA. RefSeq lists its product as uncharacterized. The transcript is spliced from 3 exons. Lineage: Eukaryota; Fungi; Ascomycota; Sordariomycetes; Sordariales; Podosporaceae. Bases 1 to 594 code for a protein of 197 amino acids. Gene Ontology annotation, molecular function: RNA binding. Gene Ontology annotation, biological process: mRNA splicing, via spliceosome. The record is from RefSeq and is a predicted model, not a curated record. Gene Ontology annotation, cellular component: U5 snRNP; catalytic step 2 spliceosome; cytoplasm.
AUGCGCGUAACGCUGAAUGAUGGCCGCCAGAUGACGGGUCAGAUGCUCGCUUUCGAUAAGCACAUGAACCUUGUGCUCGCCGAUACCGAAGAGUUCCGCCGGAUCAAAAGGAAGCAAAACAAGCCCUCCGCCCCCGGCGCAUCAUCAUCCGGCGCGCAGACCAUCGAGCAGGAGGAGAAGCGGACACUGGGUCUGACGAUCGUUCGAGGCGCCCACAUUGUAUCCCUUUCCGUCGAAUCGCCGCCGCCGGCUGACCCAAGCGCUCGUUUGGGCAAGACUGGCGGUCCCAGUGUUGCCUCUGCGCUCGCAGCGGGACCUGGUGUCGCAAGACCGGCUGGCCGCGGCGCCGCUGCUCCCAUCUCUCUUGCCGGCCCUGCUGCUGGUAUUGGCGGCGCCGUCCCUCCCCCAGCUUUCCCAGGCUUCCCCGGUGCUCCCGGUUUUCCUGGCGCCCCUGGCCGUGGUGCUCCCCCUCCACCAGGAUUUGGAGGUGGAUUCCCUCCUGCUGGCUUUCCCGGCGCGCCCGGUGGCUUCCCCCCUGGAUUCCCUCCCGGCGGUGGCCCUCCUUCUGGCUUUAACCCUCCUCCUCGCCGUUAA